UUUGGACCAUCACCUUCACCCCAUCUUCUUCAUCUUCACCAUCUUGGUCAGAGUCGACAUGUUCCUGGAGAACAAAAGAAACCUGGACUUGGAGAUGUCGCAGCCCUCCGUGCCGGUCCACCAGGGCCGCAACAGCCUGAGGUCCCCCGAGGGCGUCGCCGAGAACUUCGGCGAGCUGCGUCUGCUGCGAGGCAUCUCGGAGAGGAUGGAGACGCACAAGCUGCAGCAGUCCGGCCAGUGCGUCAUCCACGCCGAGGGCUACCUUCCUGUUCGCCAAGAAGACGGGCACAAUUACAGCGUAUUGAACAUUCUGACGGGGAAGACAAAUUCAGCCAACAUCUCAGAGAGGACGCCCCUGCUCAGGUUCCCACAAGACGACAGCAUGAGCUACUUGACGGUGCACAACCCCAGCUUCUACGGCGGGGAGGAGCCCUGGGACAGCAGCGCCAUGGACCUGGAGAGGCGGUACCGGCUGGGCAGCGAGGUCACCAGCCUGUCGCUGCUGCGCUCCAACUCGUCAGACAAGAGCGACGUUCUGGAAAACCACAGCUUCAGCUUCAGGCUCACCAAAAGCAUCAAAUACUGCUUCAAAGUCUCCAAAGUGGCCACAAUCUUCACUAUUGUGGUCCUGUGCAGUCUGUUCUUCAGCAUGUAUCCAGAUCGAGACAACCCUCAUAGGAUGCUGGCCGUGACUUCCGCCGACAGCUUCUCGAUGAAUCUGACAGAUUUCCGGGACAACGCUCUGCUGAAGCUGCAAGUGGGAGGACCUUUCGCCGGAGGGAUGGUGGACCUCGCCAACCAGGAGUACAUCCUGGUGCAGGUGGAGCAGACCGAUCCGCCCGGCCAGCGGAGGAGGAGGACUCUGCAGGUGGCUUACAACUGGACUAUUCCUCUGAACAGUGAGCAGAGUGACCAGGUGGUGCUGACCAGAACCUUUGAGAUGCUCAGCAGCGACCCCAUCGUCAUCACCAUCCAGGCCUUCUUGACGGACAGCAAGGUGGUGCCGCUUUCCAUGAACCACCAGUCGCUGUACGUCAACGUGGAGACUCAGGUGGCCAUCGCUGGAAUCAUCCUGACCGGCGUCUAUAUUCUCAUUAUAUUUGAGAUCGUCCAUCGCACUCUGGCGGCCAUGUUGGGAUCAUUGGCCGCCUUGGCAGCUCUGGCCAUCAUUGGCGACAGACCCAGUCUGGUCACGGUGGUGGAAUGGAUCGACUACGAGACUCUGACUCUCCUCUUCGGCAUGAUGGUGCUGGUGGCCAUUUUUUCAGAGACGGGCUUCUUUGAUUACUGCGCCAUGAAGGCUUACCGCCUCUCCAAAGGCCGGGUGUGGCCCAUGAUCAUCAUCCUCUGCCUGAUCGCCGCCAUCCUCUCAGCCUUCCUGGACAAUGUGACCACCAUGAUGCUUUUCACACCUGUAACCAUCAGGUUAUGCGAGGUGCUCAAUCUGGACCCCAGACAUGUCCUGAUUGCAGAAGUAAUCUUCACCAACAUCGGAGGCGCCGCCACAGCUGUCGGCGACCCACCAAAUGUGAUUAUCGUGUCAAAUCAGGACCUGCGCAGAGAAGGGAUUGACUUUGCCAGCUUCACCGGUUACAUGUUCCUGGGGAUAAUCCUGGUCCUCUUCUGCUCCGUCCCCUUCCUGCGGAUGCUCUACUGGAACAAGAAGCUGUACAACAAAGAGUCCAUCGAGAUAGUCGAACUCAAGCACGAGAUCCUGGUUUGGAGACAGACGGCGCAGCGCAUCAACCCCGCCAGUCGGGAGGAGACGGCUGUCAAAUGCCUCCUAAUGCAGAAAGUCCUCAACCUGGAGAGUCUGCUUCGCAAGAUGAUGAAAACCUUCCAGAGACAAAUUUCCCAAGAGGACAAGAACUGGGAGCAAAACAUUCAAGAGUUGCAAAAGAAGCACAGAAUAACUGACAAGGUGCUCUUGGUGAAGUGCCUGUCCGUCCUCGGCGUGGUCAUACUCAUGUUCUUUGUCAACUCCUUCGUUCCCAGCAUUCAUCUGGAACUGGGUUGGAUCGCCAUCCUGGGCUCCCUGUGGCUUCUGGUUCUGGCCGACAUCCAGGACUUUGAGAUGAUCUUGCACCGCGUGGAGUGGGCCACACUGCUCUUCUUCGCCGCCCUCUUCGUCUUGAUGGAGGCUCUGGCCCAGCUGCAACUCAUCGACUACAUCGGAGAGCAGACGGCCGCGCUUAUCAAAGCUGUGCCCGAGGACCAGCGCAUGGCCAUCGCCAUCAUCUUGGUGAUGUGGGUCUCUGCUCUGGCUUCUUCUCUCAUUGACAACAUCCCCUUCACUGCCACCAUGAUCCCUGUCCUCAUCAACUUGAGCCAGGAUGCAGACGUGAACCUGCCAAUAAAACCUCUCAUCUUUGCCUUGGCCAUGGGAGCGUGUCUUGGGGGAAACGGCACACUAAUUGGCGCGUCUGCCAACGUGGUGUGUGCGGGCAUCGCCGAGCAGCACGGCUACGGCUUCUCCUUCAUGGAGUUCUUCAAGUUGGGUUUCCCCAUGAUGGUGACCACCUGCAUGAUGGCCAUGUGUUACCUGCUGGCCACUCACAUAGGACUGGGAUGGAACAUGUGAUCACUGGGAUGGAACAUGUGAUCACUGGGAUGGAACAUGUGAUCACUGGGAUGGAACAUGUGAUCACUGGGAUGGAACAUGUGAUCACUGGGAUGGAACAUGUGAUCACUGGGAUGGAUGGAACAUGUGAUCAACAACAACUACUUUAUCAUCGCUGAAAGACACAAACAGAACUUUUCCAGUGUUGGCCAGAAAGUCCAAGUGAAGAAACUCUGCUGCUCCGGUAGAAACCUCCUUCAUCUUCAUGGUGAGAGCACUCGUGCACAGCACUCGUGCACACACACCAGGCCACUUUUUGCUGCACUGAGAACUCUGACACACGCAGGCCCCGCCCACUUUUGGCCGGUUCCAGGCCCUGUCAUUGGUUCUUUUGCGUCACGUGACGGUAGAAAGCCUUAUUAGUGAAGAAUAUCUUAGAUUAACACUUGUCAGUGAAGCUGGCAGGGAGCGUCAACAAAGUGACACACACACACACACGCACGCACGCACGCACGCACGCACGCACGCACGCACGCACGCACGCACGCACGCACGCACGCACGCAUUCUUGUAUUUGUCACCUUCUUGAGACCUGUGAAAAAUGCCUCCCUCUUCAGGACCAACCUUUCUAGAUACGUAAAGAUUUGUAUCUACAACAUGAAUAAUAUAUACAUACUAUGCAAAUAUAAAAAAGCUUGUUGUGAAAAAUGACUUGGAAUUUCACAAGAAAAAGGUCACAAUUUCACAAGAAAAACGUAGAAUUUUAGCGGUGUUAUAAUAAAAGUCGUAAUUGUACUCAACGCAAGUCAAAAUUUUACGAGGAAAACUGAACAUUUGUGCAAUAAUAUGAUAAAAGUUGGAAUUUUACUGAACAGUUUUACAAGAAAAGCUUAACAUUUUGGCAAUUUUAUGAAGAGUCCUAAUUUUACUCAACAAAAGUCACAAUUUUAUAAGAAAACUUAAACAUUUUGGCAAUAUUAUAAUAAUAAUCGGAAUUUUACAAAAAAUGUCACUAUUUUACAACAAAAAAGUUGGCAAUAUUGUGAUAAGUCGUAAUUUUACUCAACGCAAGACAAAAUUUUACAAGAAAAACUGAACAUUUGUGCAAUAUUAUGAUAAAAGUUGGAAUUUUACUAAAUAACAGUUUUACAAGAAAAGCUUAAAAUUUUGGCAAUUUUAUGAAAAGAGUCGUCAUUUUACUCGACAAAAGUCACAAUUUAUAAGAAAAAUUAAAAAUGUUGGCAAUAUUAUAAUAAUAAUUGGAAUUUUACUUGGCAAAAUUAUGACCAAAGUCAUCAUUUUGCGCAAAAAAUGUCACUAUUUUACGAGAACAACAAAAAAGUUGGCAAUAUUGUGAUAAAAGUCGUAAUUUUACUCAACGCAAGACAAAAUUUUACAAGGAAAACUGAAUAUUUGUGCAAUAUUAUGAUAAAAGUUGGAAUUUUACUAAAUAACAGUUUUACAAGAAAAUAUUAAAAUUUUGGCAAUUUUAUGAAAAGAGUCGUAAUUUUACUCAACAAAAGUCACAAUUUUAUAAGAAAACUUAAGCAUUUUGACAAUAUUAUAAUAAUAAUCGGUAUUUUACAAAAAAAUGUCACUAUUUUACAAGAACAACAAAAAAGUUGGCAAUAUUGUGAUAAAAGUCGUGAUUUUACUCAACGCAAGUCAAAAUUUUACAAAGAAAACUGAACAUUUGUGCAAUAUUAUGAUAAAAGUUGGAAUUUUACUCAAUAACAGUCGCACUUUUACAAGAAAAGCUUAACAUUUUGGCAAUUUUAUGAAAAGAGUCGUCAUUUUACUCGACAAAAGUCACAAUUUAUAAGAAAACUUAAAAUUUUUGGCAAUAUUAUAAUAAUAAUUGGAAUUUUACUUGGGAAAAUUAUGACCAAAGUCAUCAUUUUGCGCAAAAAAUUUCACUAUUUUACAAGAACAACAAAAAAGUUGGCAAUAUUGUGAUAAAAGUCGUAAUUUUACUCAACGCAAGUCAAAAUUUUACAAGAAAAACUGAACAUUUGUGCAAUAUUAUGAUAAAAGUUGGAAUUUUACUAAAUAACAGUUUUACAAGAAAAGAUAAAAUUUUUGGCAGUUUUAUGAAAAGAGUCGUAAUUUUACUCAACAAAAGUCACAAUUUUAUAAGAAAACUUAAGCAUUUUGGCAAUAUUAUAAUAAUAAUCGGUAUUUUACAAAAAAAUGUCACUAUUUUACAAGAACAACAAAAAAGUUGGCAAUAUUGUGAUAAAAGUCGUGAUUUUACUCAACGCAAGUCAAAAUUUUACAAGGAAAACUGAACAUUUGUGCAAUAUUAUGAUAAAAGUUGGAAUUUUACUCAAUAACAAUCGCACUUUUACAAGAAAAGCUUAACAUUUUGGCAAUUUUAUGAAAAUAGUCGUCAUUUUAGUCGACAAAAGUCACAAUUUAUAAGAAAACUUAAAAAUGUUGGCAAUAUUACAAUAAUAAUUGGAAUUUUACUUGGGAAAAUUAUGACCAAAGUCCUCAUUUUGCGCAAAAAAUAUCACUAUUUUACAAGAACAACAAAAAAGUUGGCAAUAUUGUGACAAAAGUCGUAAUUUUACUCAAUGCAAGUCAAAAUUUCAGAAAAACUGAAAAUUUGUGCAAUAUUAUGAUAAAAUUUGGAAUUUUACUCAAUAACAGUCGCACAUUUAUAAGAAAAGCUUAAAAUUCUGGCAAUUUUAUGAGAAGUCCUAAUUUUACUCGACAAAAGUCACAAUUUAUAAGAAAACUUAAAAAUGUUGGCAAUAUUAUAAUAAUAAUUUGAAUUUUACUUGGCAAAAUGAUGACCAAAGUCAUCAUUUUGCACAACUAUUUUACAACAACAAAAAGUUGGCAAUAUUGUGAUAAAAGUCGGAAUUUUAAAUGACAAAUGUCACCAGUUUGCAUUAAAAAAGUAAUAAUUUUACAAGAAAAUGUUGCAAUAUUACAGAAACAGAAAGAAUAUGAGAAAUUGUUCCCAAUUUUAUAAGACAUUUUAUUUUUUGUUUGUAAUUGGUUUUUAAUCUUCAUUACUUACUUGAAGUUAUGACAGUAUGUCCCUAUAUACGCCCUGUGAUGAGGUGGCGACUUGUCCAGGGUGUACCCCGCCUUCCGCCCCAUUGUAGCUGAGAUAGGCUCCAGCGCCCCCCGCGACCCCGAAGGGAAUAAGCGGUAGAAAAUGGAUGGAUGGAUGGAUGGGUCCCUAUAUACAUAUAUAUAUAUUUUUUUUUAAUAAAAUGUGGCCAAAGGGGGCGCAUUGCACCUGUUAUUUCAUAUGUUGACCAGAAGAGGAGCACUUUCAAAAGCGACACACAGUCAAUUUGAAAAAUCCCUCCUUUUUGGGACCACCCUCAUUUUGAUAGAUGUCACCAGCAGGGGCGCUAAUGAGACAUUCUCUAUUAGAUGCAAUGUUAUUAGGACCAUGACUUAUGUCAUCACUUGUUCACACCUCCUCAUAUGGAAGAUACUUUUCCUUCUUCAUGUCUCAAGAAGGGUAGAGAUACGAGAACACACACACACACACACACACACACACACACACACACACACACACACACACACACACACACACACACACACACACACACACACACACACACACACACACACA
Molecule: messenger RNA, 6161 nt
Organism: Entelurus aequoreus (snake pipefish)
Lineage: Eukaryota; Metazoa; Chordata; Actinopteri; Syngnathiformes; Syngnathidae
Gene: oca2
Product: oculocutaneous albinism II
Biological process (GO): melanocyte differentiation; transmembrane transport; melanin biosynthetic process
Cellular component (GO): melanosome membrane
Source: RefSeq, a predicted model, not a curated record